AUGGCGCUGCUAGGUGACGGUUCGCGGGCUCGGCGCGGCGCCUGUCGCACGUGGUGCGUGGCGCUGGUGGUGUGCGUGCUGGGCUCGGCGCUGGCGGCGGGCGUCGGCGUCGGCCUGCCGCUCGCCAUGGGUUGGCUGCCCUGGCCGCACAGCCGCCUCGACGUCGUGCGCCGCCUGCUCGCCGAGGUGCCGCUCGUCGACGGGCACAACGACCUGGCGUGGAACGUGCGCCUCUACUGCCGCGGCCGGCUGUCGGCCGUCAACCUGACGGAGGACCUGCGCCGCGUCGAGCCGUGGGCCAGCAGCGCGUGGUCGCACACCGACCUGCCCCGGCUGCGGCGCGGUCUCGUCGGCGCACAGUUCUGGUCGGCGUACGUGCCGUGCGGCGCGCAGCACCUGGACGCGGUGCAGCUGGCGCUGGAGCAGGUGGACCUGGUCCGCCGCAUGACGGCGCUCUACCCGGGCCAUCUCACCUUCGUCUCCUCUGCCGACGGGUUGGUGGCGGCGCACCGCGAGGGCCUGGUGGCUUCGCUGGUGGGUGUGGAGGGCGGCCACGCGCUCGGCAACUCGCUGGCCGUGCUGCGCAUGCUCUACGCGCUCGGCGUCCGCUACCUCACGCUGACGCACCUCUGCAGCACCGCGUGGGCAGACUCUUCGGCGGCUGGCGAGUUGGCCGACGACCAGGAGUUGCCGCCCGCCACGGCCUCGCCCCUGCCUCCGCCUCCGCCGCCCCCGCCGUCGCCGUCGCCCACGCCCCUCGUGCUGGCCGACGCCGCCGCGGACGCUGACCCGCCGGCCGAACUCCUGCCGGGUCUCUCUGCUGUCCGCCGUCCCGGGCUCACGGAAUUCGGCAGGAAGGUGGUGCGCGAGAUGAACCGCCUAGGCAUGAUGGUGGACCUGUCGCACUCGAGCGUCGCCACCAUGAAGGACGCGCUGGAAGCGAGCCAGGCGCCCGUUAUCUUCUCGCACUCCGCCGUCUACGCGCUCUGCAACAGCUCCAGCAACGUGCCCGACGACGUACUGAGAUCCUUGGCGACGAACGGCGGAGUGGUGAUGCUGAGCCUGUACCCGUAUUUCAUCACCUGCAGCGCAGUCGCCAACAUCACUGACGUCAUAGCGCACAUCAACCACGUGCGUGACGUCGCUGGGGUGGACCACGUGGGCCUGGGUGCUGGUUUUGACGGCAUCAGCCACACAACGACGGGACUGGAGGACGUGUCGAGGUACCCGCAGCUGCUGGCCGCACUGCUGGAAGACCCGUCCUGGAGUGAGGAUGACGUCAAGAGGCUGGCAGGACUCAACCUGCUCAGAGUCUUCCGCCAGGUCGAGCAGGUGCGAGAUAAAUGGCGGUUGGCAGCCGUGACGCCGGGAGAGGAUUUCAUCCCCAGUGCCAACGUGGAGGUGGCGGCCGGCAACUGCACUUACGUGGGCUCCUGACCGCGGGGCACUGCGCGAUUUUCCCGGCCGGCAGGCACACGCCCAUCCGACGGCUUCCUCUCUGCUCUCCUUCUCGUCGAGCUGUGGUUACGGCGUGGGACCCUGCUAGCUCCCCAGAAGUACGAAACUUGAUGAAAGGAAAUAUGUAAAAGCUGGCGAACGCAAGAGCCACAGGUGGUACUGUAGAACGGGCUCAGACGCAAGCGACGUUUGUGGAAGAAGACGAUUGUGAUACUUACGCCUUACAUGAAAAGAGAAAGCUUUAAAGGUGAUGCAGAUAGUGCUGCUGCAGAGUAGCAGUUCGUGGAUUGUCGAUGGUGCUU
Molecule: messenger RNA, 1760 nt
Organism: Schistocerca gregaria
Lineage: Eukaryota; Metazoa; Arthropoda; Insecta; Orthoptera; Acrididae
Product: dipeptidase 1-like
Exons: 11
Coding region: 1-1437 (478 amino acids)
Biological process (GO): proteolysis
Molecular function (GO): metallodipeptidase activity
Source: RefSeq, a predicted model, not a curated record